AUGCCACCCCCUAAUCCAAAUUACCAAUACCAACAAGCCAGUGACACCCAAAAUCCAACCCCAUACCGAAUCUUUACCAAUUUAGGUCGGCCUGUUGACCAGUUAUAUAAGCAAUUGAAAGCUGCUGGGAAGAUUGGUACGGUACCCCCUAAGACCUAUUCCAAAGGAUUUCCCAUUGAUUAUGAUCCUCAGUCAUUUUGUGCUUAUCAUUCGGGAGCCCCUAGACAUUCAACGGCCAAUUGCUGGGUGCUUAAGCAUAAAAUUCAAGAUAUGAUCGAGACCGGAGACAUAGUUCUAAGAAGGAGGGAUGAACAAAGGCCAAGUGUUAGCAACAAUUCUCUUCCCGCGCACAAGGAUACCGUAGGAGCUGUUACCACAGAGGAAAAGAUUGAGGAACCUACACAGUACAUUGUAGACGAAACUGAGAUAAUAGGGGUCAUCGGAGAACCGUUCAUACUGGAGGAAGAAGCCUAUGAAGUCAAGGAAAAUACUGAUCCAUUUAUUCUGGAAAUGAUACCUUUCGAAUGUGAGCCUUCGGAGCUCGUGGUACUUGAAUUCGAGCCUACAUUGCUAAUUGGAGGAGAGAAGGUGCCCAAGAAGGAGGUGGAUGCUAUUAUUAGAUCUGGAAGAAUCAUAGGGGAACCCGCAGUUGAUGAAUCUUCAAAAGCAAAAGAAAGUGCUACGCCAACAAAACCAGUUGUGACAGACGAAGAGGCCUUUAAUUUCCUUAAGAUGUUGAAGAAGAGUGAAUACAAAGUGAUUGAGCAAUUGGAUAAAAUGCCUGCUCAAAUUUCUAUGUUAAACCUACUUUUGACUUCUGAACUUCAUAGAACAGCUUUACUCAAAGUGUUAAAUGAGGCUCAAGUUCCUAAAAUCAUUCCAAUUGACAAAUUCACCAAUGUAGUUGAACAUGUUUUGGCUCCCAAUCGGAUUUCUUUUUCUAAUGAAGAUCCAACUGCCGAAGGGAUUGGAUACAACAAAGCCUUGUAUAUCUCAGUCCGCUGUAACGGAAAACUUUUGCCAAAAGUUCUGAUAGACAAUGGAUCCGCCCUCAAUAUCUAUCGCUGGAAUACCUUGAUUAAGUUGGGGUUUCAAGAGGCUAAAUUGCGGCCGUCUACCACCGUGGUGAGAGGAUUUGAUGGCGCGAGAAGGGAACCAAUGGGGGAGGUGGAUUUAGUGCUGGAGAUCGGACCUGCCCAAUUCCAAGUCAUGUGCCAAGUCAUGAAUUUUUCAAGUGUUUACAACGUUCUCCUUGGACGGCAUUGGAUUCACACUUCGAGCACUAUACCAUCUUCGAUCCAUCAAAUGUUGAGAUUUGUCGUGAAUGGCCAAUUGAUUACAGUUUUUGCGGAGGAUGAUUGUACAAUGAUUGUUAAUUCUAGAACAAAUGGGGAAAAUAGUACAGAAUCUCUGGUUUCUCCUCACCAUGUGGCUGAUAUUGCCUUUGUGGGAUGGAUAUCUAAGGAGAAACCAGUGGUGGAAAUGAAUUUGCCGGAAGCUAGUGUUAUGAUGGCUAAAGAGAUGAUUCGAGAAGGAUAUGAGAUAGGCAAGGGUCUUGGGUGCAACCUACAAGGAGUUUUGGAACCAAUAGAGCUUCAAGAAAAGAAGGACACUUUUGGAUUAGGAUUUCAACCUACUGCCAGAGAUAAGAAAGAGAUGUCGGAUAGCAAAAGGGCGAAGAAGGAAGGGAGACAACUUAUCAUGAGCAUCCCACCAUUGUACUGCACUUUUCCUUAUCCAUCGGAGGUGAUUAGACUUGAAGUGGACCCGAUCGAGGAAGUGGAGGUUGGAUUAUCUGAGCUAUUUGUGGGGGUUACUUCUGAAGGGGAGCCGUUGGAGGACCCAAGAUUUCCAGAGGUGCCUAUUGAAGCAAUGAAGAACUGGACCAGUGAUCUCCUUCCCUCCUGCAGGGAAUUUCGGUAA
Messenger RNA from Coffea eugenioides, 1923 nucleotides. RefSeq lists its product as uncharacterized. The record is from RefSeq and is a predicted model, not a curated record. The transcript has 2 exons. The coding region runs from base 1 to 1923 and encodes 640 amino acids. NCBI's taxonomy places the organism in Eukaryota, Viridiplantae, Streptophyta, Magnoliopsida, Gentianales, Rubiaceae. Gene Ontology annotation, molecular function: nucleic acid binding.